AACCCAGUCAGUUGCAUGACUCACCACACAGAACCUCAACAGGUCGGGGAAUUCCUUCAACUGAGGCACUUUCACUUUCUCUACUGUGCCUGGUUGUUGUUGUGUUCAAGACACGGAGGCAAAGCUGAAGAACCUUCGGCAGCAAAAGACCCAGAAGUGGAACCGCCGGACAAGAGUCAGGCUGUGCACAAUAACCAGAUGUCCAACCAAAAUAACGUAGCGACGCUGGUUCUGCAGCUGCCCAGAGACGCCAAAAAGGAGGCAAAGGCGAGGCUGGAUGGGCUGGGCCAGGACCUGGUGGACAAGAUAAAAGAGGAGCAUGGCUUUGAAUGCAUCACUCUGAUCUGCAAAGGAAAGAUUCUGAGUCCAGACAAGCGUCUGGAUGAACAGGGUGUGAAGAACAAAAGUAGGAUCAUGGUGAAGGUCACUGACAGCAAGCUGAUACAAGACAUGCAAAAACAGGAAGAGGACAAAAGAAACAAGGAGGAAGAAGAAAAAACACAGAAGAAGAGGCUUCACAGAGCCCAGAAAGGCUUGCAGAUCCUGUGUGAGAGAGACGGCAGUAGAGACCCAUGGACCCCCUACCUGGAAAUCGCUGACCAGAGGGGAAACUCGCUGGUGAUCCCAGACAAGGAGAGGAAGGCUCUGAUUCUGGCCAUGGGCUUCCAUGAGAAAGGCCGUUCUCUGAUGAAGAUGAAACAGUACAAACACGCCGUGCGUCACCUGCAGAGGGCCGACGAGGAGUUCAGAAAGUGUGACCCGAGCAUUCGGACAGCUGUUGAUAACUUCGCCGUCCUGCAGCUGGACAUUGUGUGGUGUCACCAGGCCCUGAAGGAUCUGUCCAGUCUGGACGACGCCAGGAGCCGCCUGCAGACGGCUGAGAAGUGUUUCGAGGACUGCUAUGGAAAAGACCAGGAGAGGCUGCGCAUGAUCAAGGGUGACGCAGGCAUAGAGCAGGUGCAGGUGCUGUUCCUGCGGUUGUAUCUCCUCCAGAGUCUCCUGUUCCACCUGGAAAAGAAUAAACCUCAGGCCGCAGACAAAUUGUCCAGAGUGGAGUCUCUGUACAGCCGCCUGGUUCCGGACACAGACAAAAUCAAUCAGCUGAUGGCUCUGUGUUUCACCGAGAGAGAAGCUCGACUGGCCCUCAGAGCCUGCCAGGGAGACCUGCAGGAGGCCGUCAAACACAUCAUCAACCGCAGACAGGAACAGGAGGAGGUGAAGAAAACAGAGCGACAGAAGAGGAGGAUGAUGAUGGACAUGUGGGAGAGGACGCACUUCAAAAGACAUGCCGCCGGAUCGCAGACAAACACAGCUUCUGGACUGCUGCUAAACCACAGUGCCCUGCCUCUGUUCCCACCCUUAAACUCACCCGAGGAGUCGUCCAGCUCCACCAACUCUGAAGAGGAGGACGACAUGGUGAGCGAUGUGUUAAAGGACAUCUCUCGCCACGAGGAGGAUUAUCUGGACGUGACACUGGAGGAGGAGGUGGAGUUCAUCAAGCAGAUGAAGGCCUACCUUAACGGAGAUGGUGAUGGUUCACAAGGGACGCAAUGAGCGUAGCUUUGACUUAUUUCUGUUAUAAAGAAGACUUGAGAAAAACUCACCUCAGAAAUAAUCAGGUUUAGUUUUUAUAAUCACCAAAGAAUCUUAAUGAUUAAUUUAUAUUUCAUGUUAUUUGUAGUUAGUCAUAAUGAUUCAACUAAAAUAGGUUCAAAUAAGGUUCAUUCAUCAUUUAUAAAAAUUCACUGACUGCUGCUCAAGCAGAACGUUUAUUCAUUGAAGUGUGAAUGUAUUUUAAACUAAAUGUACUGUAUAUUUGUCUGUUGACUUUAGGUUCUCUACGUAUUCUUCUCUAAAUGAAAUCCACUAAUCAUCACUGCCUGUCUUCUGCUUUCAUUCUCUGGAGCCUUUCGCAUUUCUUUUGAGCUGAAUGAUGCUCUGACCGACCCUCUGGUUUCCUACUGCUGGUUGAGUCCAUCGUCUUUGUGUUCUUUUUUAGUUUGAUGUAUUGACCCAGAGGGCAAUCAGACACAUGCCUCUGUGCAGCACAGUGUGUACACACGUGUUAUGUUGAUGUAGCCAUUCUUAUAAUAACACAGAAUCAAUUUUACAAUACCAACAAUACAAAAUAUCUGUCAUAGAUAAAAGUGGGAAAGUAGACAAAAUAAAGCGAGUCUUGAUAAUACAAAA
Betta splendens (Siamese fighting fish) is the source of this 2190-nucleotide messenger RNA. RefSeq names its product NEDD8 ultimate buster 1-like. Bases 16 to 1554 code for a protein of 512 amino acids. Gene Ontology annotation, biological process: regulation of ubiquitin-dependent protein catabolic process. NCBI's taxonomy places the organism in Eukaryota, Metazoa, Chordata, Actinopteri, Anabantiformes, Osphronemidae. The transcript has 13 exons. The record is from RefSeq and is a predicted model, not a curated record. Gene Ontology annotation, molecular function: protein binding.